Molecule: messenger RNA, 1836 nt
Organism: Scaptodrosophila lebanonensis
Lineage: Eukaryota; Metazoa; Arthropoda; Insecta; Diptera; Drosophilidae
Product: mucin-5AC-like
Exons: 2
Coding region: 1-1836 (611 amino acids)
Cellular component (GO): extracellular region
Molecular function (GO): chitin binding
Source: RefSeq, a predicted model, not a curated record
AUGCAAAAAUUAUACGCUUUCGUUUUACUGCUGGUCGCAGUAGCUGCCAGCACCAGUAAUGCUGCUGGCUAUGACGACGAUACCUUCGGCCAAAUAUUCUGCAGUAACAGGGAAAACGGAUUGCGAACUCUCAUACCGGGCAGCUGCUCAAAAUUCGUCGAGUGCCAAAAUGGUGUAGCCGUACAAUAUAGGUGCCCCAAGUACUACGACUUCAAGAUAAGAAGUUGUGUUUCGUACAACCCCGGCUGUACCGAGACAAUUUCCGAAGUUUCCGCUGUCCGCCCAGUUGCCACAGCAGAUGCGACACCAUGCGUUACAACUGCAACACCGGCAACAACACCAUGUGUAACGACGGUGGCCCCAACAACGGUGACCACCCCAUGUGCAUCAACGGUGGCCACACCAGCAAGCACACCGUGCUCGACUGACGUAACAACAACUGCUACGACUUCAGCUACAACAGCAGCUACAACGACUUGCACCACAACAACUUCCACAACAACUUCUACCACAACUUCCACCACAACUUCCACCACAACUUCCACCACAACUUCCACCACAACUUCUACCACAACUUCGACCACAACUUCCACCACAACUUCUACGACAACUUCCACUACAACAACGACUUGCACCACAACAACUUCCACAACAACUUCCACAACAACUUCCACAACAACUUCUACCACAACUUCCACCACAACAUCCACCACAACAUCCACCACAACUUCGACCACAACUUCUACGACAACUUCCACUACAACGACGACUUGCACCACAACAACUUCCACAACAACUUCUACCACAACUUCCACCACAACAUCCACCACAACUUCGACCACAACUUCUACGACAACUUCCACUACAACAACGACUUGCACCACAACAACUUCCACAACAACUUCCACCACGACAUCCACCACAACUUCGACCACAACUUCUACGACAACUUCCACUACAACAACGACUUGCACCACAACAACUUCCACAACAACUUCCACCACGACUUCCACCACAACAUCCACCACAACUUCGACCACAACUUCUACGACAACUUCCACUACAACAACGACUUGUACCACAACAACUUCCACCACAACAUCCACCACAACUUCGACUACAACUUCGACUACAACUUCUACGACAACUUCUACUACAACAACGACUUGCACAACAACCACUUCCACCACGACUUCCACCACAACUUCCACCACGACUUCCACCACAACAACGACUUGCACUACAACUACUACCACGACAACAACUACAACGACUUGCACGACAACUACUACAACAACUACUUGCACCACAACGACUUGCGAAACAACAACGACCCCCUGCGAGACAACAACCACUCCAUGUCAGACAGUUGUAACAACCUGUGGUUGCCAAACAGAAACCACACCGUGUCAAACAACCACAACCUGUGAAACAACCACAGUCUGUCAAACGACCACAGUCUGUCCACCAACCACUACCCCUUGUCCCAGCAGUGCAGCAGCUGGUGCAGCUGGUGCAGCGGCUCAAUCAAACCGCUAUCUUGCCCGUCCCCGGCCAAAUCGUCCAAUCGUGAUUGAAGCAGGUGCUAUGCAUCAGACCCAACAAUCCUUCUCCGGUAUUACUACCCAAGCUACAGCCCUAUGUCUCGGCAAGCCCAAUGGUUUCCUAAUGGCCUCACCUACUAGUUGCAAUGACUACUAUAUCUGCCGUCACCAGCAGGCAUUCUUGGUUAGCUGUGGCAAAAAAUUCUUUAACGGACAGAAGGGUAUUUGCGAUUUACCUGAGAACACAAGCUGUGUUCAAUCGAAAUUGGAUCGCCGCCUAUCCCAGCCAUGA